Molecule: messenger RNA, 3819 nt
Organism: Solanum verrucosum
Lineage: Eukaryota; Viridiplantae; Streptophyta; Magnoliopsida; Solanales; Solanaceae
Exons: 8
Coding region: 1-3819 (1272 amino acids)
Source: RefSeq, a predicted model, not a curated record
AUGGUUCACAAUGGUUCUGAAUCGUCUUUAGUGGCGGAUGUGAAAGCCAAGCAAGGUCUUGAUCUAAUUUUGGUUGAGUUGAAAGAAAGUGGAGCCACAAAAAUGUACCGGGAUUUAUGGGAUGUCUAUUGGUGGAAUGGGAUGAAGAAGGACAUUGCGGAAUUUGUGAUUAGGUGUCCUAAUUGUCAGCAAGUGAAAGUUGAGCACCAGAAACUGGGAGAUUUUGCUGACGUUGCAAUCUUUCAAGGCUCUCAAAUCUCGUCUUGUUCCACUAAUUUCACUCGUCUUGCAUCCUUCUCUUUUCAUCCACCUUUUCUCAACUUUUCAGCUCCUCGGAACAUGAGUAAUUUGAAGCGUGGUUGGAUGUAUGAGAGGUUGGAUGGACGAGGGGGUAUACUCUCCAGUUUUAUAACCGGUGUGAAUAACUUUAUUCAGUAUGCAUGUUCACAAAAAAAUCGUAUGAGUGGUGACAACAUUAAAUGUCCUUGUAAAAAAUGUCAUAACCUUAAAUACAUGGAUGUUGAAAUGGUUAAAUAUCACCUUUUUCAAUACGGAUUUGUUGAGAACUAUUUUGUUUGGAAAUAUCAAGGGGAAGAAGAUGCUAUUGAUGAGAUGUAUUAUGUUAAUGAUUUGCAUGGUGGAACUCAACCUGAAUUGGGAUAUGAUAAUCCGUACCGACAAAUGGUUUUGGAUGUAGCUGGUCCAAACUUUGAUCAAGGUUUGAGUCGACAAUUUCAAAGCAAUAUUGAACAUAAGUCAUCUCAUACUUAUGAAACUUCAAUGGAGGAGGAGAUCAAUCCUUCAAUAGAGGAGGCGUCUGAUCUUCCAAUGGAGGAGGAGCCUAAUCCUGAGUCUCAAAGAUUUUAUGAUUUACUACAUGCCGCUGAUGCAAAAUUGUAUCCCGGUUCCUCCGUCUCUCAACUUGAAGUUGUCUCUAGGAUGUUAAACAUUAAAAUGGAGAACAACAUGUCACAGAGAGGUUACAACCAAAUGAUGCAAUUGUUGAAAGAUUCUUUACCUGAAGAUAACAUAGUGCUUGAUAACUAUUAUCAAACAAAGAAAUUGGUGCGUAGCUUGGGUUUGCCAGUUGAGAAGAUUGAUUGUUGUGAAUCAGGAUGUAUGUUAUAUUGGGGCGAUGAUGAGAACCUUACAUCUUGUAAAUUUUGUGGCAAUCAGAGGUAUAAGCGUCGUGUAGGCUCUCGUAAGCGGAAAUUGGUCCCUUAUAAGAAAAUGUAUUAUUUUCCUUUGAUCCCUAGAUUAAAAAGAUUAUAUGCAUCUCAUGCUACAGCUGUUGAUAUGAGAUGGCAUCAUGAGCAUACACAGGACGAAGGGGUAAUGCGUCAUCCAUCAGACUCUGAUGCUUGGAAACACUUCAAUGAAACUCAUACCUUUUUUGCCAAUGAACCAAGAAAUGUAAGAUUGGGGUUAUGUACGGAUGGUUUCCAACCAUUCAGUCAGACUGGGAGGAAAUACUCUUCGUGGCCAGUGAUUGUAACUCCAUAUAAUUUACCUCCAGGAAUGUGCAUGAAGGAAGCGUAUAUGUUCUUAACUGUCAUUAUUCCAGGGCCAAACAAUCCCAAACAUAAAAUUGAUGUUUAUCUGCAACCUCUAAUAAAGGAGUUGACCUUGUUGUGGGAGACAGGUGUAGAAGCAUUUGACAUUUCAAAAAAGCAAAACUUUCAACUAAGGGCAGCUUUGAUGUGGACUAUAAGUGACUUUCCAGCAUAUUCUAUGUUAUCAGGAUGGAGUACUGCGGGCAAGUUAGCUUGUCCUUAUUGUAUGGAAGAGACACAAUCCUUUAGAUUAGAACAUGGUAGAAAAACAUCUUGGUUUGAUAGUCAUAGGAUGUUUCUUGACCAACAUCAUUCUUUCCGGAGAGAUCGUAAAAACUUUUUUAAAGGCAAGACUGUCAAAAGAUUUCCACCACCUUACAAAACAGGAGAGGAGAUUUUGAACCAAAUUUGUGACUUAGGGAUAAGGAAAGUAACUAAGUUAGAUGCAGAAGAGGUUAAUCGAAGAAUAUGUAAGUCUUGUGGAUGGAAAAAGCAAAGUAUCUUUUGGGAUUUGCCAUAUUGGAGUUCUAACAUGAUUCGACAUAACCUUGAUGUCAUGCAUAUUGAGAAAAAUGUCUUUGAUAAUGUAUUUAACACGGUUCUUAAUAUUGUUGAUAAAACCAAAGACAAUUCACAAUCACGUUUGGAUAUGGUAAACUAUUGUGAUCGACCUCAGUUGGCAAAGGAUUCAAAUGAUGGGUAUGUUUCAAAUUUGGGUAGAUGUCCAGACACAAAUACGAAAAAGCUAUAUGGCAUGAAAAGUCAUGAUUGUCACGUGUUCAUGCAAAGACUUUUGCCUAUUGCUUUUCGUGAAUUACUUCCUAGUAAUGUGUGGCAAGCACUUACAGAGUUGAGCUUAUUUUUUAAAGAUCUUACUUCAACCACUCUACGAGUGGAUGACAUGGAGAGAUUAGAAGCAGAUAUCCCACAAAUUUUGUGUAAGUUAGAACGUAUAUUUCCUCCAGGGUUCUUUGACUCGAUGGAACAUUUGCCUGUGCACCUACCAUAUGAAGCAAAGAUCGCUGGACCUGUACAAUAUCGAUGGAUGUAUCCUUUUGAAAGGUACCUUGGAACUCUUAAAAGGAUGAUUGGAAAUAAAGCUAGUGUUGAGGGUUCUAUUUGUGAAGCAUACUUGAUGACAGAGUCAACACUAUUAUUUUCUCAUUAUUUUGAACCUCAUGUCAUGACACGUAAUCAUAAUGUGGACCGUAAUGAUGAUGGUGGUAUUACGGAGGAUCUUGAAGGAAAUCUAUCAAUAUUCACCCAUCCAGGUCGACUAUGGGGAGAGACAAGAAAAAGAAAUUUAUCACUUGAUGAAAUCAAGGCCGCUCAAACUUACAUAUUACUAAAUUGUGAAGAGGUUGAGCCAUUUGUGAGUAUGUACGUGCAACGUUUGCAAGAAGAAUCUCCCAAUUUAUCACAGUGUCAGAUAGAUGAGAGCCUUGAGGCAUAUUUUUCUAUAUGGUUUAAGGAAUACGUCCGAUGCAAUCAUAUAGAGAAUAAAUUCUUGCGUAGCCUUGCUCAUGGACCAUUAAUAGGCGCUACAUGUCAUUCAAUGUAUUUUGUUAAUGGAUACAAAUUUCAUACAGAAUGUUAUGGUAGCGCUAGAUCAACAAUGAACAGUGGAGUUUGUAUCUCAGAUCCAAAUUUUGGUGAUUACUAUGGACGGAUAAAAGAGAUUAUACAAGUGGAAUACCGUGAAGAACCUUUAAAGCAAACUGUCUUAUUCAAGUGUGAAUGGUUUGACCCAACUAUAGAUGUUGGUGUGAAGAAGCAUAAUCAAUACAAAUUGAUUGAUGUUAACCAACGUCGUCGGUAUAAAAAGUAUGAACCUUUUAUUCUUGCAAUGCAAGCAACACAAGUGUGUUAUGUCCCAUAUCCUAGCAAGAAAAAGGAAAAGAUUGAUUGGUUAGCCGUAUUGAAGGUUAAACCUCGUAAUGUUGUGGAAUUACCUGAUGAGGAAGUGGCACCAACUCCAGAACUGAAUGUUCCAUUUCAAGUCAAUGAAGUUGAAGUCCAUGAGAUAGAUAUGAAUGUUUCUGUUGAUGAAGAAAUACUCUUACAUGAUUUAAAUGGGGGUGUACUUGAAAUGGAAGAACCCAUUGAUGGGUUACAUCCAAAGUAUCAUGAAAUCCCUGGAGAAUCUACAGAGGAGGAGUAUGAAACUGAGGAGGAGUAUGAAUCUGAAGAAACUGAGGAGGAGUAUGAAUCUGAAGAAACUGAGGAGAAUGAGGAAGAAUUUGAAGAAGAUUUAGAUAGUGACUAG